This is a messenger RNA of Diospyros lotus (date-plum), 2130 nucleotides long. RefSeq lists its product as uncharacterized. The record is from RefSeq and is a predicted model, not a curated record. The transcript has 8 exons. NCBI's taxonomy places the organism in Eukaryota, Viridiplantae, Streptophyta, Magnoliopsida, Ericales, Ebenaceae. Bases 391 to 1818 code for a protein of 475 amino acids. Gene Ontology annotation, molecular function: ribosome binding; transmembrane protein transporter activity; signal sequence receptor activity. Gene Ontology annotation, cellular component: membrane; Sec61 translocon complex. Gene Ontology annotation, biological process: post-translational protein targeting to membrane, translocation; SRP-dependent cotranslational protein targeting to membrane, translocation.
CCGAACCGUGUUUGGGGAUACACGCAAUUCUCACAAUUCUUCAGAAACCGGAUUCCCUCUAGGGUUUCAGAUCUUCAUAUAGGAUCUCCAAUUCCUAAUUGGAUCAGGUUGCUCUCAGAGUUUAAAGCCUCACGCGCAACCAUCGAAGUUAUUCAGAAGCCGGACUCUCUCUAGGGUUUUGGAUCUUCUCGCUCUUCGUUUAAUCAAAGAAGCAUAGUUUUUUGAUUCGACAAUCUUAAGUUCUGAAGAUAGGAACUUGAUUUGACAAUCUCAAGGUGUUUCACACGCAACCGUCGAAGUUAUUCAGAAGUCGGACGCUCUCUAGGGUUUUGGAUCUUCUCGCUCUUCGUUUGAUCAAAGGUUGGAUUGGUUUAGUUCGUGGAAAGCAAGAUGGGAGGUGGUUUUAGGGUGCUUCAUCUUGUUCGACCAUUUCUUUCAUUUCUGCCUGAAGUUCAGAGUGCCGACAGGAAAGUUCCAUUCAGAGAGAAGGUCAUAUAUACCGUAAUUUCUCUCUUCAUUUUUUUGGUGUGCAGUCAACUCCCUCUGUAUGGCAUACACUCUACGACAGGUGCAGAUCCAUUUUAUUGGAUGCGUGUCAUUCUUGCAUCUAAUCGUGGGACUGUCAUGGAACUUGGAAUCACCCCAAUUGUGACAUCUGGAUUAGUAAUGCAACUCUUGGCUGGAUCCAAAAUCAUUGAAGUGGACAACAAUGUACGUGAGGAUCGUGCCCUCUUAAAUGGUGCACAGAAGUUAUUGGGCAUUCUCAUUGCUGUUGGGGAGGCAGUUGCAUAUGUUCUGUCAGGAAUGUACGGUAGUGUUAGCCAACUUGGAGUUGGAAACGCCAUUCUUAUCAUUAUCCAGCUUUGCUUUGCUGGUAUCAUUGUGAUAUGUUUGGACGAACUUCUUCAGAAAGGAUAUGGUCUAGGCUCAGGAAUAUCCCUAUUUAUAGCAACCAACAUCUGUGAGAACAUCAUUUGGAAAGCAUUCAGUCCCACCACAAUUAAUAGUGGGCGUGGAGCUGAAUUUGAAGGUGCUGUUAUUGCUUUGUUCCAUCUACUGAUAACUCGAACAGACAAGGUUCGUGCACUCCGGGAGGCAUUCUACCGGCAGAACCUUCCAAAUGUAACAAACUUACUUGCUACUGUCUUGAUCUUCCUCAUUGUCAUCUACUUCCAAGGGUUCCGUGUGGUUUUGCCUGUGAGGUCCAAGAAUGCCCGUGGACAACAGGGUUCAUAUCCCAUCAAGCUGUUCUACACCUCUAAUAUGCCUAUAAUCCUGCAGUCUGCCCUUGUCUCCAAUCUUUACUUCAUUUCCCAGUUGCUUUACAGGAAGUACAGUGGGAAUUUCCUUGUGAACUUGUUGGGCAAGUGGAAGGAAUCUGAAUAUUCUGGUCAGUCAGUUCCUGUUGGCGGUUUGGCAUAUUAUAUAACUGCACCAUCAAGCUUGGCAGACGUGGCAGCUAAUCCUUUCCAUGCGCUAUUUUAUAUUGUGUUCAUGUUGUCAGCUUGUGCUUUGUUUUCUAAGACUUGGAUCGAAGUAUCUGGGUCCUCUGCUAGAGAUGUGGCCAAGCAGCUCAAGGAACAACAAAUGGUGAUGCCGGGCCAUCGGGAAUCAAAUCUACAGAAGGAGCUGAACCGUUACAUACCCACGGCAGCAGCCUUCGGGGGAAUGUGUAUCGGAGCACUGACAGUUUUGGCUGAUUUCAUGGGAGCCAUUGGUUCAGGAACAGGGAUUCUGCUUGCAGUCACAAUCAUAUAUCAGUAUUUUGAGACAUUUGAAAAGGAGAAAGCUAGUGAACUUGGUUUCUUCGGUUUCUAGGCUCCUAUAGUUCUGCUGUCCAGUAACGGCUUAGUCUGUGUCCUCGACGAGCUUCCGUGACCACCCUACCCUUCAGAUUUGCUGAAGCCUCAGAUUGAUUGUCGCUUCAAUACUAAUUUUUCAAAUUCGAGUGUGUCUGAUAGUCUUUCUUGACCUCUCUGCCUCGUAGGAAUGAUACUGUGUGAUAGUGAAAGUGAAACGUGCUCCACAACGUAGGAGCUUUCUGUUCUCUUUUAUGUUUAUUUUUGGUUGAAAUACGAAUUGCUGACUUUAAAUUCCUACUCUGAACCAAUUGUAGACGUAUGUUUCUUA